GGAGGAGGAGGGAAUCGGAGGAGGCGGUGGCGGUGGCGGCGGUGACGGAUUCCUCUGGUACAAAAGUACCUUAGGAGAAGAGGUAGAAUCACAAAUAUUCUGAGUGACCAACUAUCUAAAAGAGAGGACAUAUAUAAGAAACCAUGGGUAAAUCAUUUUCUCAAUUACCUAACUUCCCAAGACAAAGCAAGAAAGAGGAUACAGCACCCAUUGUGCCAGAGGCUAAAGGGACAGUUCCAGAAAACACAAAUGAAGUACAGGACAGUAAUGGAGAGGCCAAUUCCCAUGUUCCAUAUGUAGAGUUCGUGGGAAGAGAGAGCAUCACAUGCCCCACCUGCCAAGGGACAGGAAGAAUACCAAGAGGCCAAGAGAAUGAGCUGGUAGCUCUGAUUCCGUACAGUGACCAGAGGCUGCAACCACAACGAACGAAGCUUUCUGUGGCAAUCGCUGUGGUGAUCAGUCUUCUGAUUAGCGGACUUGCGAUCUUCUUCCUUUUCCCACGUUCCAUUAAAGUAGAACAUGUUGGUAUUAAGUCAGCCUACAUCACCGAUGACAAGACGGAUUAUAGAGUUAUUCUUAAAAUAACGAAUAUAAUAAAUGUAACAAACCACAACUUCUACAGCAUCAGCAUUACUGAUCUCAGUGUGCAGAUUGUGUUUUUUAAUGAAGUCCUUGGAACUGUCAACAUGAAAAACACUACAGUUUUCAGGCCUUUGGGAGGUGGCCAGAUUUUCUAUGAGGUGACUGCUGUGCUAGAUGAUCUAGGAAUGUACCAUUACUGCACAAUGCCUGAAAUCAAAGUGCACAAUAUUGUGAUCUCAAUUCAAGCAACAGUGACAGCUUGGUAUUUGUCUCAUUCUGAGCAAGUCUCCUUCGAUGCCUACCAAUACGUUGACUGUGGCUCCAACACCACCCGUCUUCACAGCCCCUACUACCCUUCCCAGGGCACCCAUUUGCAAGAGCUGCUCAGUUAACGCAAAUGGUGUUAGUGCCCUUUUCACUAAAGGCUUCCAGCAUGGCACAAACACUUCUCUGUGUGUAGAUAUUGUGCUCCUGGACUGAUGACACAACCCGUCAGCCAGUUCUGCACUCAUCUGCCUGAUUAUUUUAUAGUGCUCUGUGUGGCAAUGUAAUACUUGUAAGAGGAGUACAUUAAUUUGGGAUAUGGAGCAUGUAAUGGCAGUUAGAUAAUCUGAUAGUUCUAGUAAUAGGAAGUUCUGCUGAACUACCAGAGCUGGAAGAUGAAUUAAAUUCAGCUGGGAAAAGAACAGGGGCUGAACUGUGAACUGAUGUUUGUUGAUCGAUUUCAGAUAAAAUAGCUGCACUUUUCAUGACCUCCAAAUUUAAAUGUAUGAUUCCUUAAAUAAGUCACCAUUUGUUUAUUAGACUGCUGCCUCCCGUUAGAAGAGAUGAGAACAUACAGAAUGCUUCUUUUGUGUAACAUCUGCAGACAACUCUCUAGAUAACAUCUGGGAGGUUCUUAUGCAUUUAUAGAUCGUGUAGAUUGAAAUUCCUAAAAAAGAUACAUAUAUGUAGAAUUAUCAAAAGUAUUUAGACUACAGAAAGACAAGAUAUCCAAUAUCUAACAUGGAAUAAUGGAAUAUGCAAAAUAAUUUAUCAAGCAAAGUCAGAUAUGCAAUACUUAGGUUUGGAACAUUCUGAGUGCAUUAUUUAGUGUAUUCCAGAAAGCUAUAUUGUUUAGUACAUUUCUACCACUGUGAAAGCAAAUUCAUCUAUUUUAUAUAAAAUAUUCAGUGCAGGCCCUGUAUGUUUUAGUAGAUAACUGCUUUGUAUAUUGUAGUAAUGAGCCACACUGGUCAAGAUGAUCCUAUUUUUGACCCCUGCCUUGUUCUGAUCUGGAUGUUCUCUGUUUGGAAAGAGGGGGUGGAAGAUUGAAGUACAUUUUGGCUUAGUGUCCCUGGGCUAGGGCAGGAAAAGUAGACCAUGGUUCCUGCUCCAGAUUGUGAGUGUUGAUUGGGCUCAGCUGUGAUACUCCCUAUAACUGAACUGGCUACGGCCACAUACUGACAAUCCCACACUUGGUGCCAAAGGGUGCCUAUGGGACUAUACCACACCAUGACACCACCUCUUCAGCAAAGGAGGGAAGAAUGCUAGAGAAGAAUAUUUUAAAAAGGAAACCUGAUUGUUUAGAUAAAUGCUUAGCCAAGUUAUAUAGUCAGUCCCAGAAGGUGUCCCCAGUCCAUGAGCACUAAAGUAGCUUUGAGUGUGACUGUGUUUUAACCACACUGAGCAAAUAGCCUAUUUUAAAAAGCCUUAGAUUUAUUAUUGUAGUUAAUAGUAGUAAUUCACUAUUUUAUCUGUCAUUUAUGUACUGUUCUCUCCUGUAAUAUAUUAAGGGAGCAUGUUAGCAUUUUCCGCUUGUGUGCACACUUCAAGUUCCUUUGGGAGGUGAGGGAAUGGUUAUUAGCAUAGAAGGUGCUAUUAUAUUCCAUCUAUAUCAUAGUCACAACUUAACACGUUCCAAAUGCAGUUGGUGAUCCCUGCUCAAAUGCUUUUAAUUAUAGGGGAUUUAAAGUUAUUUAAAGCAGGAUAUUGUUCUUGCCCCAAAUCAACCCACACAGACCCCAACAAACUUGUCUAAAGUUUAUUUUGAUGGGUGUUUGGGAAGAACUCUUUAUUACCAUACAUGGUUCUCAAGAGUGGUUGCUGUCCAUUGGAUUGGGUUUGCUGAUGAGAAACACUUUUUAAAACAUACUUUGCCACUCCAGAUGUGUCAUCACCAAGUUAGAAACUGACUGGCUUGGGCAGGAUUUGCUUCUGUCAAAUUUGCGCACACUGCACCAAGUACUUUUACUGCAGGCCUACACAUUUCGGCAGCCACAGUUUGCAAAUAUAUGUGAAAUCUUUCACAUUAUUCCCAGCCACCGUUUUGUUCAUUACUCAGUGUUUCAGCCACCUAGGACAUUACUUCCUAUUUGCAUCACCAGUGGAAGUAAAGUUAACUCCUGUGUCUCGCAGACAAUACUGAAAAAAUGUAUUUCUGGAUUGAAGAAUAACUCUCUGCAUUCCAUGUUUCAGGCCAAAGUAUUAUCUUGCCAUAUCCACGGUUCAGUUAUAAAUUAGUUUUUCAGCUGAACUCUCUGUCCACUCAUCUUAUGGAGUUGGUGACACCAAUGAUGGUGAAUUUUCUAUUUCUUGCAACGGAAGUAUAAAAUCGAGUGGUAGACCAGGCUUUCUUAGAGGAAGGAAGACCUGUGUAGCUCGAUUCUGUGGGACUUAUUCCCAGUGUAGAGCUCUGUUUGCUGGAACUGUAUGUCACAAAAAGUCACUUAAUGUUAUAGGUCCAAACCUAUGGCCUGUCCCUGUCUUGUGUUGAAAUUAUUAAACAAAAUAGUUUUA
Messenger RNA from Carcharodon carcharias (great white shark), 3360 nucleotides. It is a transcript of the gene tmem106a, whose product is annotated as transmembrane protein 106A. Lineage: Eukaryota; Metazoa; Chordata; Chondrichthyes; Lamniformes; Lamnidae. The record is from RefSeq and is a predicted model, not a curated record. The transcript has 9 exons. Bases 144 to 974 code for a protein of 276 amino acids.